UCACAACUGAGCGGCCAAUGCCAUCUGACGGAAUAGGUUCGCUGAUGUCUAACACUGUACAAAGGAUGUCAAGUUUUCCAAGAUCAUUUGCAAGUCAUUUGAGGCCAGGAUAUAGACCUACUCCAACUUCUUCUUCUGAUGGAAAUGGUAUGAUCAGUUUGCCUCUGCUUCAAACAAUCAAAAUACUAUGUGAUUUGGCAAAUUUCUUCAUGAUCUUAAUCUUGAUGGUCCAAAUUUGUGAAUCACAGGCUCUCUGGUGUCGGAUGGAGGGUCUAGGUAUUCAUGAUCAGUGCUACCUUCAUUUUAUGUUGGUUAGUUGCCUUUGUCUACCAUCCUUUUCAUUUUUCUACUGACAUACACAAAGCAAUUAUAGAUUUGGUGGAAAACCAGUAGCUAACGGCAAGUUGAUGAUUUUCGAGGAUCCUUUAUAGAUUUCUUGUGUUCUCGGUCGUGGCUGAUUGUAGAUUUUUGUGGUGAAACUUUGGCUGCUGACAUGAUGGUAUUGUGGUU
Messenger RNA from Triticum aestivum (bread wheat), 510 nucleotides. RefSeq lists its product as uncharacterized. The transcript has 3 exons. NCBI's taxonomy places the organism in Eukaryota, Viridiplantae, Streptophyta, Magnoliopsida, Poales, Poaceae. The record is from RefSeq and is a predicted model, not a curated record. The coding region runs from base 18 to 353 and encodes 111 amino acids.